UGAAUGAGAGCAGCAGCAGCAGCAGCAGAGAUGCAGAACUUGCUGCAGACCCUCUCCCCUCCCUCUCGUCCAUCCUCCUUUUACUGAAGCACUUAGUCUGUGUGUGUGUGUGUGUGUGUGUGUGUGAUGUUCUCUGGUCCAUUUAGCUCCUCCACUAAGGGAAUGCAUUAACAGGGAUCCCCCACUCAUUUCUGCUCCACAGCCUCCUCCUUUAGCUGCGGUGCUUGCAGGAUUGCAGUGUGCCCUAACUUGCAGAGCCCUGAUGCUGAGGAAGAAGGGCUCAGAGCUGCUGAAGGACCGAGAGGUUCUGCUGGACCUGGACCCCACUGGAGAGACCCAUGCAGCUGAAUGCUAUGGCAGCCUGCAGAAUGGAGGCUUCAUCCCAGCUAGAUAUCUGACUGCUCCAGCAGAUGAUGAUGAUGAUGACCCAAUAUAUAUUCACUGCGAGAAACCAGCUACGCCACCAGCUCCGCCACCCGGCAACUACUUCAGAGAUGGCCAAACUAAAAUAGACUAUGUUCUGGUGUGGGAGAUAAAGUCACGCAGGAAGCGGAGAGCUCGAGGUAAAAGCAGAGGGGAGGCUGAAGAUGAGGGGGAGCUGCAGGCUGCUCAGGAGGAGAGCAGAUCUGAGAAGAGGAAAGCUCAGCUGGCCCGAUGGAGGGACAGAUUCAUCCAGAACAUCCAGAGUGCCGGCCUGCUGCUGGAAAAGGAGGAAACAUCCAGUGCUAAAAAGACUAUUCACUAUCUGAAGCUCAGUGCUCCCUGGGACGUGCUGGUGUACUACGCUGAAGAGCUGUGCCUCAGAGCGCCGCUACAGGCGCAACCACACCCGGACUUCAACACCUCGGCCCGGGUUCUCCAGAAGCUCUGGAUGCCAAACGUCAUGGCAGACUUCGUUCCCAACAGGCCUGUGGACUAUUACACGUGUGCCUUCCGCAAGUCAAAGAUGGAAAAGUUUUUGGGCUCUGAAGAUCAUCAGAAUUAUUUCAGCAUCACACAGAGACAUCGCAUUGUGUAUGAGAUCCUAGCAAGGACUGUUUAUGGCAAACGGAAGCAUGCAGAGGUGGGAGCGGCUCGACUGUUGAAUGAAGGGGCUUUUAAAGCAGCAUUUCCCCUUCAUGAGGGGCCAUUUGAGCUGCCAGACUAUGAAAUCUCUCCUGACCAGUUAAACAAGAGACAGAUUCUGUAUCACUACUGGGCCCGCUGGUCAAAAUGGUACAAGUACCAGCCCCUGGAUCACAUCCGGGAAUACUUUGGGGAGAAAAUUGCUCUUUAUUUUGCAUGGCUCGGCUUUUAUACAGCCUGGCUUCUUCCUGCUGCAAUAGUUGGAACGUUUGUGUUUGUAUCCGGCAUCAUGACCAUGGGAUCUAACACGCCAGCGAAAGAAAUCUGUGAAAGUGGAGGACACUAUCUGAUGUGCCCUCUCUGUGAAACCUGCAAACCUUGGAACAUGUCUGACAUUUGCCCCAUGGCCCAGGUGGGCUACCUGUUUGACCACCCUGGAACAGUGUUCUUCAGCGUGUUCAUGUCCUUCUGGGCUGUCACCUUUCUAGAGUAUUGGAAACGCAAGAAUGCCACACUUGCCCACCACUGGGACUGCAUGGACUUUCAUGAGGAAGAGGAGCCACCACGUCCGGAGUUUGCUGCCAUGGCCCCUGCGAUGGAGGAGAACCCUGUGACGGGGGUGAAGGAGCCCUAUUUCCCGGAGAAGGCCCGUAUCUCCCGCAUGCUGACCGGAUCCAUGGUCAUUGUCAUAAUGCUGUGUGUGGUGAUGAUUUUCCUGGUCACUGUCAUCAUCUACCGCAGCAUAGUGAGCGUGAUGAUGUAUGAGACGGGGAGCUCGGUGCUGCGGACUCAGGCUGGGAACAUCGCCAACAUCUCCAGCAGCAUGGUAAACCUGGCUCUAAUCUUGCUGAUGGGGCAGGUGUAUACAGCACUGGCCGAGCAGCUCACUAAAUGGGAAAUGCACAGGACACAGACGCAGUAUGAGGAUGCGUUUACAUUCAAAGUGUUCAUCUUCCAGUUUGUCAACUUCUACUCCUCCCCUUUCUAUGUGGCCUUCUUCAAGGGAAGAUUCGUGGGGUAUCCAGGUCACUAUGGCACUUUGUUUGGGAUGAGAAAUGAGGAUUGUGGUCCAGGAGGCUGUCUGAUUGAGCUUGCUGAGCAGCUUUUCAUCAUCAUGAUCGGGAAGCAGCUCAUCAACAACGUUCAGGAGUUUGUCAUACCUAAAGUAAAGGCAUGGAGACAGAAGAAGGCCCUGGCCUCAGUGAAGAAGGCUCAGGGUGGUCUGGAGCCCCAGCGCUGGGAGCAGGACUAUGAGCUGGUGGCGUGUGAGGGGCUGUUUGAUGAAUAUCUGGAAAUUGUGCUGCAGUUUGGCUUCAUCACCAUCUUUGUGGCGGCGUUCCCUCUGGCACCUCUCUUUGCCCUGCUCAAUAACUGGGCUGAAGUGAGGCUGGAUGCGCACAAGUUUGUGUGUGAGUAUCGGAGACCCGUCGCCGAGCGAGCGCAGAACAUCGGCGUGUGGUUCAUCAUCCUGGAGGCGCUGUCUCACGUUUCUGUCAUUGUUAAUGCUUUCCUCAUUGCGUUCACGUCUGAUUUCCUGCCUCGGCUGCUGUACCGGUAUAAGUUUAAUAGUGAUUUACACGGGUACGUCAACUUCACACUGGCCUACGCUCCUCCCAGCUACAACUACUCCAGCCAUGGCAUGUGCAGGUAUAAAGCUUUUCGGGAUGAGAAUGGGAGCUACACUCUAGUGUACUGGGAACUUCUCGCAGUCAGACUAGGCUUCAUCAUUGCAUUUGAGCAUGUGGUGUUCUCCGUGCUUCGUGUUAUUGACUGGAUGGUUCCCGACGUGCCGGAGUCUCUGGAGCUGAAGGUCAAGCGGGAGCGAUAUUUGGCCAAGCAGGCACUGGCUGACAACCAGGAGGCCCUGUUGCAAGCGACACGUUUGGCAACCUGAGGCGGGCCCGCAGUGCCAGGGCGUCUCCAGGAGGCGGCGCACUCAUCAAGGCAGGACUGGAUACCUUCAGCUCAGACUCAGAAGGCACACCUUAGCUUUGGAAGACUUCCAAAAAAAAAAAAAAAAAAAAAAAAAAGAAAAAGAUUUGCACUUGGACUGUGUGAACUUUUGGUGAGUGUGUGUGUGUGUGUGUGUCUGUGUGUUUGUGUGUGUUUCCACUGGGUGGAUAAGUAUUUAUGUGGUUUAGAGAGAGCAUGCAUAUAUUUCUGGGUGUCUGUUUUAGACGUCUGUAACUGGUGCACUUGUGAUGCCAAGAUCCAAGAUUGUAAUGCUUCCUAAACGAGGAUGUUUGUGUGCAGCACCUCUGGGUUAUAAGAUUACUGUCGACUACCUUCAACCAUCUGCUCCAUCAGACUGAGAUAAAGUCAAAAUAGAUAAGAAAUGAGAGACGCAGUGGGGUCCAAAGGUCUGAGAGGUGUGGUGAACAUGCUUUUAUUUUAAAAAUGAAUUAAAAUUGCAAUAGUUGUUUUUUUAUUAAAUGAAAAAUGCCACCUUUGAAAUUUUAACUGGGCUAUUAGAUUGUUUUAGUGUUUGGUGGUGUUUAUCUCUUUUACUUUAAUGACAGUGUGCACUCAAGCUGCAUGGAUUCAACACAUUUGUGCAAAUGCCUCUGAUAAACAGGUAAAAAUCAUCUGAGAAUCAUCUGAACACAAGCCUCAUUGAAAGACACAAGGCAAAAAAUCCCUGACUUUUUGUUAAUGUGACAAAAUUUCUUGAAAAAUAGUUCAACAUUUAUAUUUACAUGAUGUAUCACUUUCUCCUCAAUCAACAAAAAGCAUGUUUUGUAUCCAAAGUUUCUUUCAUUAAUUUGCUACAAGAGACUGUAGGCUAAUGGUGUUAACAAAAACUGCACUUAAAGUAGCAAUCCAUAGGAUUUUUUUCAUUUUUUAAUUGAAAGAGUUGGGAGGGUACAAAAUGUUCAAACCAAAAUUAUUGCGAUUAGAGUCCUGGUACAACCAUCCCUGCAAUAUAUAAUACAUUUAUUCAAAAAACAAAGUGGUCUGGUAGGUUUGUUAGAGAAAGAGUAAAUCUUUUUGUGUGCACCGUGUGCCAUCAGCUGCCGGAGCCCCGAGAGAGCACAAUUGGCCUUGAUCUCUCUGGGUGGGUAGAUGGCGCUCUCUCCACACAUCACUAAAGGGUGAUAUCCGCAGCACAAGGCGUCUGUGAGCUGAUGUAUCAGAACCGAGUUGCUGCUCUUUCCUCCGAGCGGGCUGUGAUGCUACUCGGAAAUGCUGCAUCAGCAGCAGUUUGAAAAGAGGCGGAGUCUGACUUCACAUGUAUCAGAGGAGGCAUGUGCUAGUCUUUACCCUCCUGGUGUUGUGGCAUCACUAGUGAUGGAGGAUAUACAGCUAAGUAGCAGCUGAAUGGGUGGGAUAAUUGGCCUAGCUAAAUUGAGAGAAAAAUGGCCAUCAUAAUACAUUUUCACACAGCAAUUUAUUUACAUUAACCUGCAUUAAAAGUACUCUCCCACAUGCUUCAUGCAAUUAUACAUUCUCACCAGAGAUGUCGCCCAAUCCCCAAAUCCCCCAAAAUAUACAGACUGUCACUUUAAAAUGUCACUAAUAUCAAUUCAGAAAAUUCAGAAGUUAAAAAUAAUAUUUAAUAAAGCAUGUUUAAAAAGAUAAGCUAAAAUUCUAUGCUGAGUUUCACUAAAAGUGAUUUUAGUUACUCAAAAUGUCCAUUAAUUUUACAGACUUAUGAAAGUCCAUGUGUGUAAGUGUAUGUUUUAGAGAACGUAAUAAUAAAAACUAGUUUGUUUACUGUUUAAGGCCAGCACUUUUUUUAGCAACAUUAACAUUAGCAUGUCCUGCUGGAUUUUCUACAGCUCAGAAUCCAAGAUGUGAAAGCAGUAGUAUUAUACAGUUUAUUAGAACUAUCUAUUUGCAUCUCAUUACGGCUGUUAUUGUAAGUAAGAAAAUGUUUUUAAUGACUUGCCUGGUUAAAUUAAAGGUUAAAUAAAAAAUAAUAAAUGAGUCGUACACACAGUACUGCCCAACUAGUGUCUGUAGCCUUGUUUCCAUAGCGCCUGGAUGUGGAAAAUACUGUAUAAUGCUUCAUCAACUAGAUUUGCUAAAAAUGAACAAUAAAAAGUGGGACAUAUUUUGGCUGGAUUCACCAAAAAACACCACUAAAGGAUUGUUAAACCAGUAGUGAUAUCUCUAAAUUCUUUAGUCUUUAGCCUAUAUAGUUAUGUUCUAAAAUACCUACCAUUGCACCCCUACUUUAAGCUGAUUGGCUGACUGCCUCCUUUGUGAAUUAUAAAUCAUGUUAUUAAGAUUUAUUUUGACAAAUGAUUCAUUUACAUUUAGGAUGUUUGCAUAGAAAUAAAACUGUUCCACUUUAAAAUAAGACUACCUUUAUAAAGAGUUUAUAAUCAGUU
Messenger RNA from Astyanax mexicanus (Mexican tetra), 5399 nucleotides. It is a transcript of the gene ano11, whose product is annotated as anoctamin 11. Bases 263 to 2959 code for a protein of 898 amino acids. Gene Ontology annotation, cellular component: plasma membrane. Lineage: Eukaryota; Metazoa; Chordata; Actinopteri; Characiformes; Acestrorhamphidae. Gene Ontology annotation, molecular function: chloride channel activity; protein dimerization activity. The transcript is spliced from 23 exons. The record is from RefSeq and is a predicted model, not a curated record. Gene Ontology annotation, biological process: chloride transmembrane transport.